AUGGCCAAGAAGCCUUCCAUUUUAGUCAUCACUAGCUUGCUCUUCUUCAUGACCAUCAUCAAUCAGUCCUCCUCAGCUAGAAAUCUUGGCAAUCCACCUCCAGCUAAUUCCCAUCAUCACCACAAUCAUCCACAAAUCACAUUCCUAAUGCAAAAUGUGCUCAAUGUGACGUACCCCUCUCCAAACCCUGCAACAACUAAAUUCACUAGCCCAAUUCCAUUUUCUAAACCUCUAGGCUAUUUUCCUCCUAAUGGAGGCAUCCCUUUACCACAAUCCAAUCCAAUGUUACCCACCACCGGAGUUUCAAUGCAGAACAUUGGCUUGUCAUUUCCGGCUAGUGCUGCGCUACAAGAAAUGGAAUUAGGAAGUGUUGUAGAAAUUGAUGAGAACUUAUUUGAAGGGACAAUAUAUGGUUCACUAGUGGUUGGAAAAGCACAAGGAAUAUUUGUUGCGAGUUCAGAAAAUGGAACUAGUCAUAUGGUGGCAAUGACAGCGAAUUUUGGCAAGAAUGAAUCUAAGGAUGGGUUAAAAUUUUUUGGUGUGUACAAGAGAGUUGUGCCUGAGUCCCACAUUGCAGUCAUCGGUGGGACGGGGAAGUUUCAUGCUGCUAAUGGCUAUGCAGUGAUUAAGGCUGUAGAUGGAGGCUUUAGUGCACUUGGGGAAGAAGCAAACAAAAGAAAGAAACUCCUUUCCUUCAAUGUUUAUCUCAUGAAAUAG
Molecule: messenger RNA, 717 nt
Organism: Hevea brasiliensis (rubber tree)
Lineage: Eukaryota; Viridiplantae; Streptophyta; Magnoliopsida; Malpighiales; Euphorbiaceae
Product: dirigent protein 16-like
Exons: 1
Coding region: 1-717 (238 amino acids)
Source: RefSeq, a predicted model, not a curated record